Messenger RNA from Medioppia subpectinata, 801 nucleotides. Lineage: Eukaryota; Metazoa; Arthropoda; Arachnida; Sarcoptiformes; Oppiidae. The record is from the annotation of a GenBank genome assembly.
AUGUUGGCCACUCUACUAUCGGAUACCUUACCCGAGUAUUUGGUCAGUUUUUGCGGCCAAUCGUUGGACACAGUUUGGUAUUACGGACACCAGUACUGGAUCGAUGAGGCCGACCCGCGCACCAAACAUUUCCCCAUGGUUGAGGGCGGUGUGUGGAAAAUACUGCUAGUAAUGUCAUGCUAUUUACUAUUAAUCAAGAGGAUUUUGCCAGAGUUUAUGGCCAACCGGAAAGCCUACACAUUGCGGGGCCCAAUACUAGCCUACAAUACGAUGAUGGUCGCUAUAAAUGCAUACUUUUUCUAUGAGAUCGUGAUCCAUUUAGAGUACGGGCAAAGGUUUCUCAAUUUCAAUUACCCCGAUCGUCAUGAUUUCUCGGCUAAAACAUUGCGCGAACUUAAUCUGGGUUGGUAUGGAUGGAUGAGCCGCUUCCUGGACAUGUUGGACACUGUGUUUUUUGUGUUGCGCAAAAAACAUAGCCAGAUUACUUUUCUACACGUUUACCAUCAUACUGCUGUGCCAUUCUUAGGCUGGUUCUCAAUGAAAAUCAAUCCAUUGGCGCCGAUCAUAGGACUGUUCGGUCUGUUCAACACAGCUAUACAUGUGUUGAUGUAUUCGUAUUACUCGUUGGCAUCGUUUGGGCCCCAAAUUCAACCUUAUCUAUGGUGGAAAAAGUACAUCACCAUGAUGCAAUUGAUCCAGUUUUUAGUGUGUGGCUCUUAUGGUGUGGUCCUGUUUAUCCUACAAACCGGUUAUCCGUCCGUUUGGUUCUGGGUUUGCGGUAAAUAUUCAUUAUAUUUAUUU